Messenger RNA from Strigops habroptila (Kakapo), 3524 nucleotides. RefSeq names its product potassium two pore domain channel subfamily K member 2 (gene KCNK2). Gene Ontology annotation, cellular component: membrane. Gene Ontology annotation, molecular function: potassium ion leak channel activity; outward rectifier potassium channel activity. The transcript is spliced from 8 exons. Gene Ontology annotation, biological process: stabilization of membrane potential; potassium ion transmembrane transport. The coding region runs from base 446 to 1681 and encodes 411 amino acids. The record is from RefSeq and is a predicted model, not a curated record. NCBI's taxonomy places the organism in Eukaryota, Metazoa, Chordata, Aves, Psittaciformes, Psittacidae.
GGCGGGGGGCGCGGACGGGCGGAGGGGCCUGGGAAGGUGGAGGGACAACCCGGCUGCCCGGCGCCCCACAAAAAGCAUCGCUCGGGCUCGGGCUGCUCCGCACGCUCCGAGCACCGGAGCACGCACGGACACACUGCCUCACGCUUACACACUGCCUCGUACGGACACGCUGCCUGCACAGACACUCUGCCUCCCGCUCGCACACUGCCUCUCACACUGCCUCACGCUCACACACACGCACUCCGCACACGAUGUGCGAUGAGCGAUGCGCGCCCUGAGGCACCUCGCACGCCCCGGGGCCGGGGGGAGCCGGCGGGAUCCGCGCUGCCAGCAAGCCCGCCCUGCCGCUCCCUCUCCUCCAGACCCAUCCAUCAGCCUCUUCCCCUCGCCCUGAAAAAAUGCCUGCCCGUGGAGCGAGGAGAGGGCACCGGGUCGGUAAAUAAGAAUGGCGGCACCUGACUUGCUGGAUCCCAAAUCGGCCACUCAGAACUCCAAACCAAGACUAUCCUUUUCCACCAAGCCUACCGUGCUCUCUUCACGGGAGGAAAGCGAUUCAGCUAUUAAUGUUAUGAAAUGGAAGACAGUCUCAACGAUUUUCCUGGUGGUAGUCGUGUAUUUAAUAAUUGGAGCGACCGUAUUUAAAGCCCUGGAGCAGCCUUAUGAGACCUCCCAGAGAACCACCAUCGUGAUUCAGAAGCAGACGUUUGUAUCUCAGCAUUCCUGUGUGAAUGCAACUGAGCUUGAUGAACUGAUCCAGCAAGUAGUGGCAGCAAUAAAUGCAGGAAUCAUACCUUUAGGAAACACAUCUACUCAGAUCAGUCACUGGGACUUGGGAAGUUCCUUCUUCUUUGCUGGCACUGUUAUUACCACAAUAGGCUUUGGAAACAUCUCCCCACGCACACAAGGUGGAAAGAUAUUCUGUAUCAUCUAUGCCUUACUGGGAAUUCCUCUGUUUGGGUUUCUGUUGGCUGGUGUUGGAGAUCAACUAGGGACAAUCUUUGGAAAAGGAAUUGCGAAAGUAGAAGACACCUUUGUUAAAUGGAAUGUGAGUCAGACAAAGAUUCGCAUAAUUUCAACAAUAAUAUUCAUACUGUUUGGCUGCGUGCUGUUUGUUGCUCUUCCUGCAGUUAUAUUCAAGCACAUAGAAGGCUGGAGCACACUAGAUGCAAUUUACUUUGUGGUUAUCACUUUAACUACCAUUGGAUUUGGUGACUAUGUUGCAGGGGGAUCGGAUAUUGAGUACCUAGAUUUUUACAAGCCAGUGGUGUGGUUCUGGAUCCUUGUUGGGCUUGCCUACUUUGCAGCUGUCCUCAGCAUGAUUGGAGACUGGCUAAGAGUCAUAUCAAAAAAGACAAAGGAAGAGGUAGGGGAAUUCAGAGCCCAUGCUGCAGAGUGGACAGCCAAUGUCACUGCAGAGUUCAAAGAAACUCGAAGGCGCCUGAGCGUGGAGAUCUAUGACAAGUUCCAGCGGGCUACCUCUAUCAAGAGGAAGCUCUCUGCAGAACUCGCUGUCAACCACAACCAAGACCUGACUCCCUGCAAGAGAACCCUGUCAGUCAACCAUCUCACCAGUGAGAAAGACAUCUUGCCAGCUCUAACAAAGACAGACAACAUUUACAUGAAUGGUUUGACACCGCACUGUGCAGCAGAAGAAAUAGCUGUUAUUGAAAACAUUAAGUAGCCAUGACUUUGGAUCCCGGCCCUUGAGAAGCUCUUGGCUGAGACUAGCCAUAUACCAUUUUUUUUUUUUCCCACCCUGUCAAUGAUCAAUGCUAAUAGCAUUUUUAUAUGUGUGCAUGAGUUUCACAGAAACUACAGUCCAGAGUUACCAUCAAAUCUCUUCAAAGACAAAAAGAUGAAUGGCACUUCUGUUAUCGAAAGAUGCUGGAACAAGCAACAUCUUCUGCCUUUAUCUGCCCAGACUGUUUUUCACGUCUCCUAAUGUGCCAUACGGCCUCAAGAAUGAAUUACAUUUGUUUAUGGUAACAAUGUAGCUUUGAGGGAUCAGUCCUUAAAAUUUCAGGGUCUACCUUACUGAGCCUAGGAAUGGACCAUUUCUGGACUACAACACAUUUGUAAAUGGCAAGAAAUUCUUAUGCAGCCUUUUACCUAAGAAAUUUUUGUCAGUGCCUUAUCUUUUGAAGAACCUGAACCUCUACAGUUCCUGUACGGUUUUUGUUUGUUAGGUUUUUUUCACGAGAAAUGUGUUUCAUUUGAGCUUUCAUUCUUCUUGAAAUGAUGGUGUUUUAAAAGGUGUCUGUUGUGAAGAUACCAACCAGCAUGAAUGAAUGCCAAAACUCAACAAUCAUCAAAUGAUGUUCUUAGCUCUAAAUUUAAAGGCACUGCAGUUUCAGAAAUUGAAAAGGUCCCCCAGAAGCAUUUUAUUUUACUCAGGUCCAGCUGAUACUUGUUCACACUGACUUGUAGAAUUUGCAGGCCCUCUUUCGGUGUUAUCUUUUUCAAGCAGUGUUCAGGAGUUGUCUUUGUGUCAGAUGUACCAAAAAAAUCUGCAGCUUAUCUAUCGUUUAAUUACUUGGUAGAUGACACGAGUAAAUAAAAACUACUACUUAGAGGAGAGGCUUUUUAACUGCUGUAUUCUAAUAACCACAACCAGAAAACAAUGCAGAAAAAUAGUGAUUUUUUUUUUUUUUUUUUUUAAAAGGCAUAAACCUUCUGCCAGAUAUUUGCUCCUUGAAAAGGAUUCUUAACUUCUUCAAGUUAAGUCACACCAGAUGCCAUAUGAUAUUUUACCCAGGAAUCCUGCUGGAAGUGCUUUCCUGAAUGUCACACUGUACAGUGGCUGCCUGUGAUGGAGCUGUGACUAACGUGGUAUCACUGUGACUUUCUACAUUUCAAAUAGAGAUGGCUCUGAAUAGAAGUGCAGGCAUGAAGAAGAGCUGAUAAAUAGCACAAUCUGAAUACUGAUGAUUGUUCAGACAGGAUAGGCUGACAAGAACCAUAUCUAAACCAGACUACGGGGGUUUUUUAAUUGGUUUUAAGAAAACACUUUAAUUUUGUAUCUUCUGUUUUGCUUAUAGAUGUACAUGAGAUUCAGAAAAAAUGCAGGAUGGAAUGGAUAAUUUUGCAUUUUUUUCUUAUGUUAGUCUAUAGUAACCUGGCUGUACAUAAAAUGAAUAGAACAGGCCUUAAAAGAGUAAUUUAGGCUCUGUGUAAAUUGAAGAAUGGGACUUUGCUGAUUGGGCAUGAUUCAACUGGCAAAUCUUACAGCAUCUCUGACCAUUAGAUAACAUGCAAGAUAUGAAUGUUAAUGUAUUUUGGAUGCUUAGCUUGUUUUCUAAUAAAAUAUAAGUUAAUAUGUAAAUUCAGACAAUUAAGUGUAAAUAUCAGUCAAUUAACAUUUACAGAGAGUAUGCUUUUAAAACAAAGGAGGUUCCAUGACACAGCUUAUAACAAAGAUCCUUGUCUCCCCAGCACAGUGUUCUGAAUGUCCACAUGGCAAGGGUUUGUUUUGCCGUGUAUAAACUGUGAAUUGUAAUGAAAAAUAAAGUUUUUAAUUAAAAUAA